GGAAGUCACUGGCUUCGGUGGAUUUGGUGAUGCUGAGUGGGCAGGAAAGAGGAGUUCCUGGGCCAGGAGAUAAUGCCUCGGGAAAGCACUUUUGAGAAUCGUGAUUCUGGCCGCCGCUUGCUGUUGUUCUCUUUGCAAUGGGCCACUUUUGCUCGGGUUUGGUAUCUCUUAGAUGGGAAAAUGCAGCCCCCUGGCAAACUGGCUGCUUUGGCAUCAAUUAAACUUCAAGGAUUGCAUAAACCUGUAUACCAUCAACUGAGUGACUGUGGGGAUCAUGUUGUCAUAAUGAACACAAGGCACAUUGCAUUUUCUGGAAAUAAAUGGGAACAAAAAGUGUACUCCUCACAUACUGGCUAUCCAGGUGGAUUUAGACAAGUAACAGCUGCUCAACUUCACCAGAAGGAUCCAGUAGCAAUUGUGAAACUAGCUAUUUAUGGCAUGCUGCCAAAAAACCUUCACAGAAGAACUCUGAUGCAGAGGUUGCAUCUUUUCCCAGAUGAGGAUAUACCAGAAGAUAUUCGUGAGAAUUUAGUCGAGGAGCUUCCUCAGCCACGGAAAGUGCCCCGACGCCUCGAUGAGUACACAAGGGAAGAAAUCGAGGCUUUCCCAAGAGUGUGGUCUCCGUUUCCUUAUCUGGCCUUCCAGGCUGUCCGUGACCUGGCUCCUCUCUGUCUCUGAAGCUUACGUUCUUCCCACUUUACUAGUCUAAUAAUAGCAGCUUGUUUAAGAUUGUCACCCUUUUCAUGCAAUUCAAUUCUUUCUUGCUUUUGUUCUAUUACUUUGUCUGAAACAACAUGCCCCUCGCCUCAUCCUCUGCAAUAACCCUAACUCAUUCUUUCGACCUUAGUUCAAAUAUCACCACCAAUGAGAAGUCUUGCCUAAACAGCAAGACCAGACUAUGUGCUCAGCCAUCUUCUGCCAUAUUACCUGCUGUGUAACUCUGUCAUUACCACACUUAGCUCUUCAAGAGCAAGGGCUGUGUCUUGUUCGUCAUUGCCUCCCCAGUGCGUAGAAUAGUACUUCAUAUAAUGAAGUCUUGGGGACAUUUACAGAAUUUAUACAGUAGGUCUAAAAGAGAACCACAUAUCCUUAUUGCUUGACCUACACAAGACAGCUCAUCUUCCCACAGAUACUACCCUCUGUGCUCUGAAAAUUCAUAUCCCUUUAUUGGCUCUUUACUCAGAUAGGUUUGUGAAAUAUAGGUGAAAUCACAUACUUGUGAAAAUAUAAGCCUUCCCAGGAUUGUCAGUAUGCACAGCAAUCUAAUCUUGGACUCUGUUGUUAUUACAUGUAUAUAAUCUUCAGAGUCUUUCCACACAGAAGUCUUUAGGAUAUUCUGUUUGAAUCUUUUUAACUUUACUGACUUGUAUCAAGGUACUCCUUUACUAAAUCUGCAGAUAAACAAAAUAAUGUAAUUAUUAGUGACAUUUAUUAUAGUAACUAUUUAUUGGACACUUCACCAAUUGCCCAACACUGUGCUAGGUAUUUUACGUGCAUUGAAUUUAAUUCUCUCCACAGGCCUAUAACAUAGAUAUAUUAUUCCUAUUUUUAAGUGUAAGGCAAGGGUCAUCAGGUUUGUAUAUAGCCUGCAUUUGAACCCAACUGUGUCUGAUUGCAAAACCUAUUUUCUUUCCAUAGAAGCAAACUGCUUCAUUAAUUUAAUUUCUCAACAAAUAAUAUUUCAGCUACCUCUUCUGUAUAAGAUACCAUCAUAGGCACUAAGACACAUGGAGAAACAGCAUUAAAACAAUUAUUUAAUUCAGGUGCACAAACUUCUACCGAGUUUAUGCUAUGUGCCAGACCUUUUGAUACAUGUCUAGGAUAUACAGAUAGUGAAGCAUUUAAAUGUAACCUCCUCCAGAAGUCCUUCCUACACUCCUUAAACUGGAUUAGCCCCCUUUAAUAGGGUCUCAUUGUACACUUCCUUUUCAUUUACUGCAUUUAUUCUAAUGUAACAAAAUAUCAGGGUGAUUUUUUUUUUUUGUUGACUGUCUUCCUGUAACUAGACUCCGUGAGGGAACUGCAUGUUGUCUUCCUUAGCUGAGCAUAGUAGCAUCUGGCACAUUAAGUAGGCACUCAGCAAUUACUUAGUGAAUACAUGAAGAAAUCAAAUACCCUUGUAUCAGCUUUUAUAAAUGAAGUUAGGAAAGAAUCUCUAGAAGAUAUAAAGUGAAGGUAAUAAAAUGCUCCAAUUUAAUACUAAUUCUUCAUGCUACAAUCGAUGAAAUCUACUAUCUUUGAAAACACCUUGUUUUAUUUCUUUUGUUUCUCUUCAUUGUAUCCUCUGAAUUAAUCAAUUUUCAGUUGAUAUCAAAUGAAUGAUUAACAAACUAUGUAAAAAAUUGAAAAAAUUGAUUUUAUUGGUACCUGAUACUAUUACCAGCUAGUUAUCAGGAUACAUUCUCAUGAUAAGUAUUUCUUUCUAAAAUAAAGAAGUGCAUUUCUCAUCA
Messenger RNA from Leopardus geoffroyi (Geoffroy's cat), 2450 nucleotides. It is a transcript of the gene MRPL13, whose product is annotated as mitochondrial ribosomal protein L13. Gene Ontology annotation, cellular component: mitochondrial large ribosomal subunit; ribosome. Gene Ontology annotation, biological process: translation; negative regulation of translation. The coding region runs from base 73 to 678 and encodes 201 amino acids. The record is from RefSeq and is a predicted model, not a curated record. Gene Ontology annotation, molecular function: structural constituent of ribosome; mRNA binding. The transcript has 7 exons. NCBI's taxonomy places the organism in Eukaryota, Metazoa, Chordata, Mammalia, Carnivora, Felidae.